AUGAACGAUCUGAUCUGGAUCGACUAUUUUGGACCAUUCAUUGCUUUCCUGUCGUUCGCUGUGGUCAUCUUCAUUCUUUCGUUCACCAUCAUCUUCUGGGUUUGUAUCAAACAUGAAGAGCAGCACGACGUUCUCAACAAGUGGCAUGGCCUAAUACCGGGCAAACGCAUUAAGAAAGUGCUGGCCGAAAUCAACGGUGAGCCGAGAAGUUCUGAAAACGGCAAUUAUUCAAACAACGCAAUAAACGAAGAACAAACGAAAACGUGA
Messenger RNA from Soboliphyme baturini, 267 nucleotides. NCBI's taxonomy places the organism in Eukaryota, Metazoa, Nematoda, Enoplea, Dioctophymatida, Soboliphymatidae. The record is from the annotation of a GenBank genome assembly.